Messenger RNA from Sorghum bicolor (sorghum), 802 nucleotides. RefSeq lists its product as uncharacterized. Gene Ontology annotation, biological process: protein folding; protein stabilization; protein import into mitochondrial matrix. Gene Ontology annotation, molecular function: zinc ion binding; protein-folding chaperone binding. Bases 50 to 541 code for a protein of 163 amino acids. The record is from RefSeq and is a predicted model, not a curated record. The transcript is spliced from 4 exons. NCBI's taxonomy places the organism in Eukaryota, Viridiplantae, Streptophyta, Magnoliopsida, Poales, Poaceae. Gene Ontology annotation, cellular component: mitochondrion.
CUUCCUUUCCCCUCGGUCCUCGCUGACAGGAGUAGCCGAGUAGGCGGCUAUGGCGACGACGGCCGCGGGGUACGGCUGCUGCUCGGCGGGGCUGCGGCCCUUCGCGUUGUGGUCGGGGAUCCUCUCGACCCGCCUGGAACCUCCUCCUCCUCGGGUGUCCCUUGCCGCCUCCUCCUCGAAGCUCAGGGCGUCGGCACCGCGGUUGAGAGUUUCGUACCGUCCAAGGAGGUUCGUUGUCUCUGCUUCCUCCUCCGGCGAGGCCAAUUCGGACGCGGUGCCGUCGCCAACGGAAGCCACUAUUGAUAUAAAGCUUCCUAGAAGAAGCUUGCUUGUUCAAUUUACAUGCAAUGCAUGUGGUGAAAGGACCAAGCGCUUGAUAAACAGAGUAGCCUAUGAAAGAGGGACAGUUUUUCUUCAGUGUGCAGGGUGCCAGGUGUACCACAAGUUUGUUGAUAAUCUUGGUCUAGUUGUUGAGUAUGAUCUACGAGAAGAAAAUGAGCUACAAGGAGAAAAUGUGGUGAGCACCAAUUCUGAAGAUUGAUCUGUUGUGGGAAGCAGUGUCGGUAUGCAAAACGCCCUGUAGUCUGUAGGUUUUGACAACAUUGAUUGUUUAUUAUGUGUAGAAUGGCACGUUAAAGCUGCUGCAUAUACUCAUCUGAAUGCAACAGGGCCUAUAUGUACUUUACAUACAGUGUGAUACAUAUGAUUUUAUAUGAAGGAGACAAAGGAUCAUAAUACCAGAGUACUCUGCAGCUCGAAAAAAAAGACCUCUUAUUAAUACCAAAACGAUACAUUUUCAGCA